Triticum aestivum (bread wheat) is the source of this 1325-nucleotide messenger RNA. Its product is annotated as BTB/POZ and MATH domain-containing protein 2-like. Lineage: Eukaryota; Viridiplantae; Streptophyta; Magnoliopsida; Poales; Poaceae. The transcript has a single exon. Bases 351 to 1040 code for a protein of 229 amino acids. Gene Ontology annotation, molecular function: protein binding. Gene Ontology annotation, biological process: protein ubiquitination. The record is from RefSeq and is a predicted model, not a curated record.
UUUCCCUCGGCCCUCGGCCGUUUACCUUCGCCAUGGCUAAAAGCUCAACGUCGGCAGCAGAGGAGCGCGUACCCGAGGAUUCCGAGAUCACCACGUCGAGAAGCAUCACGGUCACGGAGAGCACCGCGACGCUCAGUCUGGAGGUGACAGAUUACCCGAAACUCAAGGGCAUGGGCGUCGGGCAGUUCAUCAAAUCGCGCGUCUUCAAAGUCGGUGGGAACGAUUGGGAGAUGAGGUUCUAGUUCUACCCGGAUGGCUGCAACAACGAAUGUGAUGACAACGCCUCAGUGCUUGUGUACUAUCUCAACGCGCGCAAGGAGGAGCUUGUGAGCACCAGGUGGGCACUUAGCAUGCUGGAGAAAAAGAGCCAGGUAGACGUGGUCAGCCCCCUUGUGGGGAAGUGCGUCUUCACUCGGAGGAAACUCUCCAACUGGGGCUAUCCCGAAUUCGUGAAGAAGGCCAAGCUAGACUCCCUGUCGGAACUCGGGGACGGCUGCUUCACGAUACUCUGUGUCUUCACCGUCAUCAUCGACGAGUCACCGGCGAUGGAACUGCCCCGCGACCUGGAGGGCAUGCGCAGGGACGGGAGAGAAACGGACGUCACGUUCCGUGUGGACGGCCAGGAGUUUCGCGCGCACAGGCCCCUCUUGGCCGCGCGAUCGGCCGUCUUCGAGGCGCAGCUAUUUGGCCCCAUGGCGGACAAGGAUAUGCAGUGCGUCAAGGUCGUCGACAUGGAGCCUGCCAUCUUUGACAUGAUACUUCACUACAUCUACACGGAUUGGAGUCCUAUAUGUGAUGAUGAAGAAGGCUACAGUACGGCAGUGAUGCAACAUUUACUGGUUGCGUCGGAUAGGUACGGGUUGGGCAGGCUGAAGUCGAUGUGCGAAGAAGAGUUGUGCAAAAGAAUCAACGCGGAGACCAUUGCAACCACAUCGGCGUUGGCGGAUCAGCACCACUGCGAGCUGCUCAAGGAUGCAUGCGAGAAGUUUGAAUCAUCCCAAUUUACAAAAGUUUUGUCGGUGACCACGGCGACCGACUGACGGGUUUAAGCACCUCCCAUUGGCUUUGCAAGAGAAACCCGGGAACAAAAGGAAGCCUUUGAGAAGAAGAAAUUGAACGAAGUUGGAAAUUUUGAAUUAUCCGUAGAAAAAAACAAUGUAAAUUGGUUUUUGAAUAAAUAACCUUAGCCAAGUGCCUAGUUGUGUGGGUAAGGUUUUUGUUUUUAAGUCGAAAACCUUUGGGGGUUUAGGUAUUGCCAAAUUAAAGCUCACAGCUUCUGGCUUCUUAUAAAUUUGCAUACAUACAUACUGCCGCAAUCGUCUAAU